AUGCUUAAGCAAAGGUACCCUCGACAAAACGGUCUUUUAGAUACGUCAUACCUAAGAGAUAGGAAGACCUGGCUGUCAGUUCCAGAUGAAUUUGUGCAGAUUUUAUGUGUUAACGACUGUCACUGGGCUUGUGUUUCGAAUGUAUUUUCUGAACAAGGAAGUGUUGAUUUAUACGACUCCCUGCAUACCAUCCCCACCGCAUCAGGAUCAAUAGCUCAGCAAGUUUGCACAAUUCUGAAGUCUCAACAGCAUUCUGUGACCAUCAACGUGGUUAAUGUUCAAAAACAGAUAGGAUGUAAUGAUUGUGGACUGUAUGCGAUCGCUAUGGCUGCAGAUUUGUGUUCAAGAAUCGAUCCUUUCAAAAGCAGUUAUGAUCAAUCAAGUAUGCGAAUUCACCUGAAAGAAUGUUUCGAGAGCGAACCACCAACUCUCACCGUAUUUUCAACUAGAAGAGAUAGCAAGGAGAAAAGGCGGCUUGUCCACAGAAAAUCGGUUGAGUUGUUUUGCUUAUGUCGAAGAACGGAGGUUUUGCCGAUGGCUUCCUGCGACACGUGUAACAUGUGGUAUCAUGAAGGCUGCGUUCCGAUUCCUGAUGAUGUGCUGUUAGAUGAAGAUGAUUCCAUCCUCUGGAUAUGCUGCCAGUGUUCUGGUUGUACUGUUUCAGAUGAGCAUACGACGUGUUCUAAGUCUGCUUCUCUGGGCUAUCUCACUGAGCAGCAAGAAGCUAGCACCAGUCUAAGCGCCACGACUAUGUCUGAUGGUGAGGAUGACGUGUCUGGGAUAGAAGUCAAAGAGUCUAAGAGGACACCCAGAAGAGGGGAUACACCAGCGCCCAAGAUUGUAGGAGUCAAAGCUACUGCUGACAAGACAAGAUCUACCUCUACGUCUACACCAGCGCCCAAGAUUGUAGGAGUCAAUGCUACUGCUGACAAGACAAGAUCUACCUCUACGUCUACAAAGGGAAUCACAGAGCCCAAGAGAACGCUAAGAAGAAGGUGUCAAGCAAUGCCCAAGGCUGCAGGUACACUGGGAGUCAAAGAGCCCAAUAUGACAAUCGGAAGAGGGGGUACACCAGCGCCCAAGACUGUAGGAGUCAAAGGUUCAUUGCCCAGUCCCAUUCCAGCUACUCUUGACGAGACUAGAGGUGUUACGUCUGUUAAGAGCGUCAAAGAACCCAAGAGGACUCUCAGAAGAGCAGUGCCCAAGGCUGUAGGCACACUGGGAGUCAAAUCUACUCUUGACGAGACUAGAGGUGUUACGUCUGUUAAGAGCAUCAAAGAACCCAAGAGGACUCUCAGAAGAGCAGUGCCCAAGGCUGUAGGCACACUGGGAGUCAAAUCUACUUCUGCCGAGACGACCACCAAUGGCACAGAUCUUACAUCUGCAAAAGGGUCUAAAAGGCCAGCGCCCAAGGUUGAAGACACUCUGGGAGUCAAAAGAGGGUUCAAAAUGAAACUCAGAGGAGAGAGUAAACCAGCGAGUAAACCAGUACCCAAGGCUGUAAGCACUCUGGAAGUCAAAGCUGCUUCUGACGAGACUAUUUCCGCUGUCCACGGCAUCAAAGAGCCAAAAAAGAGUGUGGAUGAAGGAAAAAAGUGUGGUUUCCGUUUGUAUGAAGUCACAAGAUCUGUUUGGUAGUCAGGUAGAUCUAGAUCAGAGUAAAACACAAAACAUUGAACAUUGGUCAUCAUGAUUGGUGUAUACAUUUUGUUUUAUAUAUAUAGAGUUAG
Molecule: messenger RNA, 1730 nt
Organism: Halichondria panicea
Lineage: Eukaryota; Metazoa; Porifera; Demospongiae; Suberitida; Halichondriidae
Exons: 18
Coding region: 1-1638 (545 amino acids)
Source: RefSeq, a predicted model, not a curated record